Messenger RNA from Rhagoletis pomonella (apple maggot), 907 nucleotides. Its product is annotated as piggyBac transposable element-derived protein 3-like. The annotation marks the transcript as partial. The record is from RefSeq and is a predicted model, not a curated record. NCBI's taxonomy places the organism in Eukaryota, Metazoa, Arthropoda, Insecta, Diptera, Tephritidae. The transcript is spliced from 4 exons. Gene Ontology annotation, molecular function: sequence-specific DNA binding.
AUGUUUUUACACGAUCAUAACACGCAAACGAAUGCAGAUACCGUUACUUUUAAGAAUAUACUCAACGCAUCACUUUCUUUGCCAGAAGCACUAGACUUUUUAGAAGAAUUAUGUUCUGACGACGAGAGCGGAGCUCCAGCUAAUGUGCAAGCAUUAUAUAUUCAGCCACCCCGUAUUGAGGGGGAUUUAAGUGGCGAAGAUUCAGGUGACGAUGAUGGUGGACUACCAGACAAUUUAUGCCCAGCGCAGCUAAAGUCAGGGUGUGAAAUUGUUUUGGAAAACGGUCGUCGAAUAGAAAGUCUUGAUGGCGAGCAAAUUUGCCUUGGUACUGAAAUCGAAGACGAGCCUGUUUUAUUUGAUAUACUGGAUGAUUGUUUGCCGAGCUCAUCAAAGAAAAUAUGUCGUGUGAAUCCUUCAAAGCCUGGUGUUCCAAUCCCACCAGCUAACAAAGAAAGAAAUUUCACCUGGCCAAAUUAUGAAGACAGUCGAGGACUUAGUCCUCAUGAACUAUUCGAAAAGUUUUUCAACGAUGAUUUGCUUGAACACAUAUGCAAAUGUUCAAAUUUGUACGCUACUCAUCAUCAAAAACGGUAUGAAGAACUGAAUGUGGGAGAACCUCGUGUGUUCAUUGGGAUUUUGAUUGUGACUGGUUACAAUCCAACACGGUCCUUUCGCGAUAUGUGGAGUAACGAAGAUGAUCUCCGUAACGGAAUGGUAUUCAGUGCUAUGCGAAGAAACCGCUUCGAAGAAAUAAAUUAUAUGCUUCAUUUCUCGUCAUCAAUAUGCAAACCGAAAGAUUACUCUGACAGAUAUGACUCCCUAUGGAAACUACGUCCACUUACAGACCACAUCAAGGCCAAAAUGAUGGAAAACUUUUACCCAGAACAAAAUAUCUCAUACGAUGAGA